Molecule: messenger RNA, 2019 nt
Organism: Protobothrops mucrosquamatus (brown spotted pit viper)
Lineage: Eukaryota; Metazoa; Chordata; Lepidosauria; Squamata; Viperidae
Product: zinc finger CCCH domain-containing protein 3-like
Exons: 6
Coding region: 1-2019 (672 amino acids)
Cellular component (GO): nucleus
Source: RefSeq, a predicted model, not a curated record
AUGGCGUCACAGGGGCGCCGGCGGCGGUUGGAGGCUCGGAUGGAGCCCGAGCAGGAGCGGCUGAGGCGGCAGAUCCGCCUGCUUCAAGGCCUCAUCAAUGACCACAAAAACGCCCACGGGAAUGCACCGGUUCCUCCUCCGCCUGCUUCGCUCUCCAGGUGGAGAAAUCCUAAACUUCCCGCCUUCCAGAGCCAAACUGCCUUCAGCGGCAGGUACGGCCAGCAGCCCUCCCGAGAUUUCUCGUCCGGCCCGGCCAACGCGACAACCUGGAGGAAGAAAUACUCUCUUGUCAACGCGCCGCCUAGUGCUUCCUGGUCCUCCCAGAGCCACGCCAGCAGGGAGGCUCCUGAGCCACAGCUGAUGCUUUCGGAAGCCGCGGCGGCCGUCUCCAGCGCGAAGGCGAAGGCCAGGCUGCCAGCCGGCUCCGUGGCGGGCGAUGCUGCCGGCUCCGGGUUCCAGCCGGGCUUUUCAGGAUCGAGAAAGGGACCGUUGGCUUCCAGGGGAAAACUACCCACAACUCCUUGGCCUUUAAAUGCGGACCCGAGUCGGAACAAGGAGAUGUGUGCUUCCACUCUGUCCCCCUUGCCUCGUUGCAAAACCCCGGCGACGGGUGGAAGUAACCGACCGGCGGCGGGUCAGAAGAAGCCUGUGGGGAGGAGUGAGCUGACCGCCAGUUUAGGCAGGACUAUCAGCGAGAGUGCCAUUGCGCUGAAAUCCGAGCCUCGGCGCUCUCUAGCCGCACCCGAGCAGGGAUCAGGAUCUCUCCCAAUCUGGAAGAAACCAUCACUCCAGGGUUCACACCUGUGUGGUUCACACCGCCAGCCCUCCCCGGCAGGGACCGUCAAGCUGAGCCCCGCCAGGAGCGCGGAUCUGUCUGCCGGCUGUGCCCGUUUGGGCGAGGAAGCGUCUUCCAGCACCGGGAGGAGUCUCCCCCCAAACAGGCCCGCUGUAUUUCUGGUCCAGAAGUCUUCUUCCUUGCCGGCCUCCGUCCGGUCCUCCCGGUUCAAGAGAGCCAACUACACCUGGGUGGCGAAUCCCAGCAAGUCCCCCCGAAGCGUGAGGAGGUGGGCCGUAUCCAGGGCCUCCGAAAGCAACCCCAAGCCUGCCGCCUGCGCCCCGGCGGCGUCCCCCAAAGCGCAGUCGAGGGGAGCGAAUCUAGACUUGGGGGCCAAGCCAAAGAAACCGAGCCCCCAUUCAAAGCUGGCGGUUUCCUCCAGCCAGUACAAGUGGAAAGCGGCGAGUGCGAAGUCUGCUCCCCCUCCUUCCACGUCCGCCUCGGUGUUCACGUGGAAGCGCAAGGAAGGGGUCGGGCCUGGCGAUGCCCCCGGCACGGGCGCCGCCAGCACGUCGCUCCAAGCUCUGAGGCGUGUCCCGCUCGCACACGGCCAUCUUGCCCAGGGCAGCUCGAGAGCCUUCUUUGGAACUACCAGCUUUUUCAAUUACAAGUUGAGGAGUUGGCCUAAAAUCAUUAAGAGGAAAGGAAGCGCCGGCUCUCCCACCCUGCUCCUGAAGAGCCGUUACUGCCUCCGGAAACGUCACGCCACGCGGGGAAGGUCCUCCCCCACCGCCCGCCGAACCGGGACCAAAGGCCUGGUGCAAAUCGGCAAACAUAGGUUGCGCCGGCUGCCGGCCUCCCGUGUUCCUGGUUCGCCCAAAGAAGGUUCCAGCUUCCUCCUGGUCACCAGCCCAGCCUCCCACCGAGUGGUCAACACACGCUACAGGCUGGUGAAGAAGUCGGCGGGGUCUCCCUUGAUUUCUGCAGCCCCCGGGGCCGGGCCGGCUCACGGUUGGAAGGCCAGGAGACUUUCAUUGUCCAGGUCUCUCACGUCCAAUUCCCCCCGUCACUCUUCGCCCGGGAACAAGUCUCCGGCUGUGCAGCACCGAUGGAGAAACAAAGGACUGCGCUGUAUCGAAGGGGUCAUGUACCGGGUGUCGGCUAACAAGCUUUCCAAAACAUCCAGCCCUCCCGGCAGGAGCAUGGAGGUGGCGACCAGGAGCCAAGCCAGAGGAGAGCGUUAA